AUGUUCUUCCAAUUCAAUUUCAGUUUGUUUUCUUGUUCCUUGACUCAACCCAUGGCAGAUAGAGACUGGAAAAAUCAAACAGCUGUCACAGAAUUCAUCUUCCUGGGAUUCGGGGAUCUCCCUGAUCUGAAAAUUCUUCUCUUCCUCAUGUUCCUAGUGAUCUACAUCGCAACCGUGACUGGGAACAUGCUCAUCACUGCACUAGUUGUGACGGAUCAGCACCUUCACACCCCCAUGUACUUCUUCCUGGGGAACUUGUCCUGCCUGGAGACCUGCUACACCUCAACCAUCCUGCCCCGGAUGCUGGCCAGUCUCCUGACUGGGGACAGAACCAUCUCAUUCAGUGGCUGUAUCACACAACUGUAUUUCUUUUGUGCUCUGGUGGCUACAGAAUGCUGUCUCCUAGCAGCAAUGUCUUAUGAUCGGUAUUUAGCGAUAUGUAAACCCCUGCACUAUUCAACUAUUAUGAAUACCAGGUUUUGCCUCCAGUUGGCUGCUGGGUCAGGGUUAAAUGGUUGUUUGGCUACUGCAAUCUUUGUAUUAUUCAUGUCUCAUUUAAUAUUCUGUGGCCCGAAUGAAAUUGACCAUUUCUAUUGUGAUCUCAUCCCAUUGAUAAAACUUUCCUGCAGUGACACACACCUGAUCAUAUUGCUGGAUUUCGUACUGGCCUGUGUAUUCACCCUGCCUCCAUUCCUACUAACACUGACAUCCUAUGUGUGUAUCCUCACAACCAUCCUGAGAAUCCCUUCCACCACUGGGAGGCAAAAGGCCUUUUCCACCUGUUCCUCUCACCUCAUCGUGGUAACGAUUUACUAUGGAACCUUAAUGAUUGUCUACAUGCUACCGAAACGCGACACAUUAAACAUCCUAAAAAAAGUGCUCUCUCUUUGCUACACAGUCCUGACUCCCCUGGUUAACCCACUCAUCUACAGCCUGAGAAACAGAGAUGUCAAGGAAGCCUUGAGCAAAGCAGUCAGUAAAUAUGUGGCUUUCACAAAAACAAGCAGAGAAUCCAAGAUUAUAACUUAG
Messenger RNA from Caretta caretta (loggerhead turtle), 1029 nucleotides. Its product is annotated as olfactory receptor 6N1-like. The record is from RefSeq and is a predicted model, not a curated record. Gene Ontology annotation, cellular component: membrane. NCBI's taxonomy places the organism in Eukaryota, Metazoa, Chordata, Testudines, Cheloniidae. Gene Ontology annotation, molecular function: olfactory receptor activity; G protein-coupled receptor activity. Gene Ontology annotation, biological process: G protein-coupled receptor signaling pathway.